CAAUAGCCUGCCACCUCUCACCUCUCACCUGCCCUGCCCCCCCAUCCCAAUCCAUCCAUCAUCCAUCCCGCCCCCCCACCGCCCACUCAUCCACUCACCACCAUCCACUCAAUAAUUCUCGUCUUGCCUUUUCAUACAUCCAUAUCAGUCAACAGCAACCAUCAACAUCAACAACAAAAUUAACACAAACACCAUGCGGACAAGAUCAGAGUCCCGCAAAGAGGCCCCUCAGCCUACUAGUCGCGUCAAGCGACAGAAGAAGGACACCGUCAUGAAAGCCUCCAAAGCACCUCGCAAAAGCAAGGCUGCUCCCGCCACCGCUGCCUCCAGAGUUGGAGCAGUUAACAACAAGAAGAAAGACAGCCAAAGGCAAGAUCACGGGGCGCUCACCCUCGCCAUUCACGAGAGCCAGAUGCUCGCUGGCGUCCUUGGUCAGCUUUCAUCCGCCUUUCAUCCGCUCAACUCCAUCGUCGAAAAACCAGAACCCUCUCUCGUGCUUGCACCUCCAGGCCUUCCAGCCUUGGGGCCCUACGGUAAUGCGACAGGCCGCGUGCCCUCCAUUGAAGAUGCGAUUGCGUCACUCCAGCUCGCAUCUCAUGGUAUCGUCUCCUCUGCACAUGCCCUUACUACGGCGGUUCAGCCCUUUGGUGGAGACCCAUCUACCAUUGCAAAAGCGCCGAGCACUGCAGCAGCGCCGCAGCGGAAGAGGAAGCAGUCGCAGACCACCUCCAAGAAGGCCUCUCUUCCAGACAAGUCGCAGCCCGCCGCCCCCACCACCCAGCGCGCACCACCACCACCUCCAAAAUCGAAAGCUGCUCCCAGCACCCCAAAGCCAAAACCUGCCACUAAAAAGGCAGCAUCGUCAUCCGCCAAACCCAAAAAGACCUCUACAGUCUCUGAACAUUUCGAACCCUUCUCUAUGGAAAUAACACCUCCAGGCCUCAAUUUCACGCUCUCUCCCUCUAGGUUUGGUCUGAUCCAAGAGCGCAUUUGCUCUUCAUUAUGGGCCCUCGUCGUUCAAGCCAUUCUCUGGAACCAGACCACUGCGAAAGCUGCACGGCCCGUUUUGUUCAAACUCUUAACAUCUUAUCCCACCCCGGAGUCCAUGGCUGCAGCCACUGUGGAAGACGUCUGCGCCAUAAUCGGCACAUUGGGUCUACAGAACAGGCGCUCCGAGGUGCUCAUCAAACUUGCACAAGCGUGGCUUCAAGCACCGCCCGAUGCAUCUCGCCGCUACGCAGUAAAGAAUUAUCCCAAGACUGGAGAGAACCUGGAACUCGCAGAUGGUGAAUUAUUGGGCGAAAGCGACUUGCGCCGCGGCUUCGAGAUCUCGCACCUACCUGGAGUAGGGCCCUACGCGAUUGACUCUUACCGCAUAUUCUACCGCGACACCUUGCGCGGUAUUGAGACCUCGGGCGACGAGGUCGUCGAGCCCGAAUGGAAGCGUGUCGUCCCUGCUGACAAGGACCUGAGAGCGUAUCUGGAAUGGAGAUGGCGAGAGGAAGGUUGGAACUGGAACAAAGUAACAGGCGAAAAGAAGAAGAUAAUCGAGCCCGUGAGGAGGAGUAGUCGGAGGUCCAUUGCCACUAUGUCGUCUACUAGUUGAGCGUUUGGAUGUUUCGUUCGUUGAAACGUCACGACUGGAUGAAACUGCUCUCGCCGCUGGUCUACUAUUAUGCACCUAGUUUCAGUCGGUCGUCGGCAGCAGCAUAUGAACCUCCUAACGACACGUAAAACAUGAGGGAAGAAACAACGGCGUCUCAUGUUCGGGCAGAAUCGGAGGGCUUCAAACAAAGCUAUGACUAUGUGGUGGAUUUCAAUGCGUUUAUUCAUACCUCAUAACGAAGUCAUCAUUACUGCUAUUGGGACGGUCCGGAUUUCGGGCGGUAUUUUACUGAUCCGAUCUGUCUCGCUGUGCGAGCAAUCGUUGCGUCAUCUUGGAU
Messenger RNA from Aaosphaeria arxii CBS 175.79, 1943 nucleotides. Its product is annotated as DNA glycosylase. NCBI's taxonomy places the organism in Eukaryota, Fungi, Ascomycota, Dothideomycetes, Pleosporales. Bases 194 to 1606 code for a protein of 470 amino acids. Gene Ontology annotation, cellular component: nucleus. Gene Ontology annotation, molecular function: DNA binding; catalytic activity. Gene Ontology annotation, biological process: base-excision repair. The transcript has a single exon. The record is from RefSeq and is a predicted model, not a curated record.